AGAGAGAGAGGCAGAGAGAGAGGCAGAGAGAGGCAGAGAGAGAGGCAGAGAGAGAGGCAGAGAGAGAGAGAACCUUCAACUGAAACAUAUUAAACUCUGGAGAUGUACUAUCCCACAGGCUUCUGGCUGCCACACCCACAUAUGAGCUGCAGCAACUCUAUAAAGUCAGACUAUUCUGCAACUUACUUAAGGGAAGAGACUCUACUCCCAUCUUCACCAGGUCGUUCAGGAGUCAGAGUGGUGUGUAUAGGAGAGGAAAGGCCCAGACCAGAGCUCUAACAUACUACAGACGUCACAGCCCUACAGUAACAUACAGGACCAUCUUCUGAGAGGAGGCCCAGAGGAUGUCUCGUUGGGGCCGUAAAGACGUGAAGAAGACUCCUGAGGUGAUCAGGACGGUGACAGAGGGGUUAAAGUCUCUGUACCAUCAGAAGCUCCUCCCCUUGGAGCAGCACUACGGUUUCCAUGACUUCCACUCCCCCUCUCUGGAGGACGCAGACUUUGACAACAAACCCAUGGUGCUGGUGGUGGGGCAGUACUCCACUGGCAAGACUAGCUUCAUCAAGUAUGUGUUGGAGCAGGAUAUCCCAGGAAGCAGGAUAGGACCAGAGCCCACCACUGACUGUUUCACAGCCAUCAUGCACGGCGAGGUAGAGGGAGUUAUCCCAGGCAACGCUCUCAUCGUCGACCCCAACAAACCCUUCCGCAAUCUCAACCCCUUUGGAAACACCUUCCUGAACAGGUUACAGUGUGCCCAGCUGCCCAAUCAGGUCCUGGAGAGCAUCAGCAUUAUCGACACGCCGGGGAUCCUGUCAGGAGCGAAACAAAGGGUGAGCCGAGGUGAGAAGAGCAAGGCUCAGGAGUGGACGGGACAAGGCUAUGACUUCCCAGCGGUGCUGCGAUGGUUUGCAGAGCGUGUUGACCGUAUCAUCCUCCUGUUCGAUGCCCACAAGUUGGAGAUCAGUGAUGAGUUCUCCGAUGCCAUCAGAGCGCUGCGUGGUAAUGAGGAGAAACUGCGCGUCGUCCUGAACAAGGCUGACAUGGUGGGAACACAACAGCUGAUGAGAAUCUACGGAGCUCUAAUGUGGUCUCUGGGCAAGGUGUUCAACACCCCAGAGGUCGUGAGGGUGUAUAUCGGGUCGUUCUGGUCUGAACCACUGCUGGUCCCUGAUAACCGUCGUCUGUUUGAGCUGGAGGAGGAGGAUCUGUUUAGUGACAUCCAGAACCUUCCCCAUAAUGCAGCCCUCAGGAAACUCAACGACCUGGUGAAGAGGGCACGGCUGGUCAGGGUGCAUGCCUACAUCAUAAGUUACCUGAAGAAGGAGAUGCCAACCUUCAGGAAGGACAACAGGAAGAAGAACCUGAUCUACCAACUUCCUGUCAUCUUCUCCAAGAUCCAGCUGCAACACCACAUCUCUGCUGGGGACUUCCCUGACUGCGCCAAGAUGCAGGAGCAGCUGUUGACCCAUGACUUCAGUAAGUUCAAGCCCCUGAAACCGUCCCUGAUGGCUGCUCUGGACGAGCUGCUGGCAUCCGACAUCGCCAAGCUGAUGCCCCUGCUGCGCCAGGAGGAGGUCAACCUGGGGGAGCAGCCAGGGGUACAGGGGGGGGCCUUCCUGGGAACCCGCGCCGGGCCCUUCGUGGUGAACGACCCAUUCGGAGACGUGGAGAAGGAGGGCGAGGAUGGGGGCGAGAUGGCCUGGGUGGUGACCAAGGACAAGCCCAAAUAUGAUGAGAUCUUCUACAACCUGGUGCCCAACGAGGGCAAGCUGAGUGGCACCAAGGCCAGGGACUGGAUGGUGAGCACCCGGCUGCCAAACUCCGUCCUGGGGAGGAUCUGGAAGCUGUCGGAUGUGGACCGAGAUGGCAUGCUGGAUGACGAGGAGUUUGCCCUGGCCAGCCACCUGAUCGAGGUGAAGUUAGAGGGGCAUGGUCUGCCACCCGAGCUGCCAGCACGCCUGGUGCCCCCCUCCAAGCGCAGGCAGAAAGGAUCUGAUAUAUAGAGACUACAUUAACCCACCCUUUGGAGCUGAGAGUAUAACCCUCUGACAGCUGACACACACACUACUGCCGCCCUACUUUGUCCCCUACGUUGUCCCCCUACUUUGUCCCCUACAUUGUCACCUAGUCCCCUACGUUGUCCCCUACAUUGUCCCCUACAUUGUCCCCUACUUUGUCCCCUACAUUGUCACCUAGUCCCCUACAUUGUCCCCUACGUUGUCCCCUGCAUUGUCCCCAGUCCCCUACAAUGUCCCCAGUCCCCAACCUUGUCUCCUACAUUGUCUUCUAGUCCCCUACAUUGUCCCCUACGUCAUCCCCCAGUCCUCUACAUCGUCCCCUACAUUGUCCCCUACGUUGUCCCCAGUCCCCUACGUUGUCCCCUACAUUUCUUCUAGUCCCCUACAUUGUCCCCAGUCCUCUACAUUGUCCCCUAGUUCCCCACGUUUUCCCCUUGUGCCCUACAUUGUCUCCUUGUCUCAUUAUCUUUCCUUACUUUGUGUCUGUAAGCCCCUGGCUGCAUCUCAAUAGUCUUCGGUAGCUUUUUCUUCUCCUCUCCUGUAAAGUAACAUUUUCUUGUGUUUUAUUCCUAAAGGAUAACAGAGGUCUGAUGCCCUUUCGUGUUUUGUAUUAAUGGACAGGACAAAAGGACAGAAGGAGAGUAGAGAGGGAGAUCGUAAGUAGACAGAGUAGUGGAGAUGGGACUUGAACCCCCGCGUCCAAUGUGUCUCCACUCUAAUUCCUUUCCCAUAGUGCAGAUGAAGGAAAGGAAAGGAGGAGGAGAAGAUACUUCAUAUUAUUGAGAUGCACCACAACUUUUUCCAAUUGGAUCUAAAUGUGUUUUGCUGAGUGAUGUCAAAUAAAAGCUAGUGGCCUGCUCUACUCUGCUCUACUCUACUCUACUCUGCUCUGCUAAUUACACACUGAUCUGAUUAUACAUGGCUCUGAAAGCUGCCUUACUAUAUUUGACUUGCUUUUACAUGGAGCUAUUUUGCAGGGGUUUUAACAAAUCAAGACCGACAUACAUAGACACGUUGAAUAUGUUCAAGUACACUAAUCUAUGUUCAUGUAUUUGACAGCUGUUGCCAUUAGGUACAGUAUAAAGCUUGUUUAGUCAUCUCUCUGUCUGUCUGCAGGGGACUGGUCCAACCAAUAACAUUGCAGUACUUAUAUAGUUAGUAUAGUUUUCCUCACACACUGUCACUGUCUUCUAUUCAGCUUUUGGGGGAUUGUUUAGUGAGUAGUGCUGUUGAUUUUCUAUUUACUAGACAAAUAACAGCAUUUGUUUCAAAUUAAUGUCAUAUGCUGUGAGAACAAUGUUGUUAUGUAAAACAAUGACUGCUGUGCACAGUUAACCCAACAGCUACAUGUUAUUAUUAUCAUUACCUAAUAAACUGUAUGGACUGUG
Messenger RNA from Oncorhynchus kisutch (coho salmon), 3406 nucleotides. Its product is annotated as EH domain-containing protein 2. The coding region runs from base 345 to 2003 and encodes 552 amino acids. NCBI's taxonomy places the organism in Eukaryota, Metazoa, Chordata, Actinopteri, Salmoniformes, Salmonidae. Gene Ontology annotation, molecular function: calcium ion binding; GTP binding; protein binding. The transcript has 9 exons. Gene Ontology annotation, cellular component: cytoplasm; plasma membrane. The record is from RefSeq and is a predicted model, not a curated record. Gene Ontology annotation, biological process: endosomal transport; endocytosis.